Messenger RNA from Castor canadensis (American beaver), 936 nucleotides. NCBI's taxonomy places the organism in Eukaryota, Metazoa, Chordata, Mammalia, Rodentia, Castoridae. The record is from RefSeq and is a predicted model, not a curated record.
AUGGAGCUGGCCACCGCGAACCUCAGCGAAGGGAACGAGAGCGCGCCCGAGGCCCCCGCCGCGGAGCCCAGGCAGCUCUUCGGCAUCGGCGUGGACAACUUCAUCACGCUCGUGGUGUUCGGCCUGAUCUUCGCGCUUGGUGUGCUGGGCAACAGUCUGGUGAUCACCGUGCUGGCGCGCAGCAAGCCCGGCAAACCACGCAGCACCACCAACCUGUUCAUCCUCAACCUGAGCAUCGCUGACCUGGCCUACCUGCUCUUCUGCAUCCCCUUCCAGGCCACUGUGUAUGCGCUGCCCACCUGGGUGCUGGGCGCCUUCAUCUGCAAGUUCACCCACUACUUCUUCACGGUGUCCAUGCUGGUCAGCAUCUUCACCCUGGUCGCGAUGUCUGUGGACCGCUAUGUGGCCAUCGUGCACUCGCGGCGCUCCUCCUCCCUGAGGGUGUCCCGCAACGCGCUGCUGGGCGUGGGCUUAAUCUGGGCGCUGUCGAUCGCCAUGGCCUCGCCCGUGGCCUACCAUCAGAGCCUUUUCCACCGGGACCUCAGCAACCAGACUUUCUGCUGGGAUCAGUGGCCCAACAAGCGCCACAAGAAGGCCUACGUGGUGUGCACCUUUGUCUUUGGCUACCUGCUACCCCUGCUGCUCAUCUGUUUCUGCUACGCCAAGGUGGGUGCGGAGCGCGCUGGCCAGAGUCUUGGAGGCAGGACGGAGGGACCACCGAAUCAGUGUGGCUCUUCUGCCGCCGAGCUGUGGCUGUGCCCCCUUCUUAGUGUAGCAUCACGGGUUCCCUCCACUCCGGUUUGCCCUCGCCUCUGCUUGCUCCCGCAUGGUUUGGUGUGGGAACAAAGUUACUUGAAGUUUGACGGGUGCUGGGCAAGUUUGCGGUUCACGUCUGGAGGUCGGGUGAACGACCUCCUGCUCCGCUGCGGCCCUUAG